This is a messenger RNA of Fonsecaea erecta, 1524 nucleotides long. RefSeq lists its product as hypothetical. The record is from RefSeq and is a predicted model, not a curated record. The transcript has a single exon. Bases 1 to 1524 code for a protein of 507 amino acids. Lineage: Eukaryota; Fungi; Ascomycota; Eurotiomycetes; Chaetothyriales; Herpotrichiellaceae.
AUGGCUGUUGCUCGAACCUGUCAGAGAUGGCUGGCCAUCCUCAUUGCAGCGCUGGUGCUGUUAUGCUCAAGAACAACGGCCCAGACCAUCACACCCUCGAACAGCACACAAGAUAUACUUCCACUCUCGACGUCCCCCAGAUUCUUGUUGAAUGGCACCGAAUUCCCCAAUCUUCCUGCGGUACAGAUGGCACCCCUGGGCCCUUAUGCGCAAAUGUCGCAUGAAGGCUUCCUCCAAGUUCGGGUGGAAGGGCAUCUGGUCAACAUCGAUGCAUCCAACGCCAACGACAUCGCCGACAUGGAUCAAUUUUCCUACCUCUCCUGCGACCCUCAAGAUUAUCCUGACAACUUGGAUGCAAGUGAAGUCUUCCGUAUUGUGGUGAACUCACCGCGCGCCAACAUCGUCAUCCUAUACAGCGAGACAAGUGACCAUUGCACCGCAGCGGGGCUGGAUGGGCUUCCGACAAUCGGGGGAAUCUUGACGACAACUAACCGUGCGACAGCGUCGAGGUUGGCAAAACUGAGCCUGACCCAAGAGAGUCCUGGCACAGCCACAAUCCUCCCAGAUCUGACGUCCUACACCAACUCCUCUGCGCCUGGAUUCAAUGGAAAUGGUAACAUCGGGCAAUCUCCAACGACCGCGGUCGCCAUGAUCAUUUUGUAUUCCAUCACGGGCAUUAUCACCGCGCUGUUCGUUGUCAUCAUCGUCACUGGUGCCAUCCGGGCACAUAGACAUCCUGAAAGGUACGGGCCCAGGAACAUCGCAGGCAGAGGUAGACAAAGUCGCGCCAAGGGUAUUGCGCGCGCUAUGCUCGAGACCCUCCCGAUCGUCAAGUUUGGUGACCAUCAAGAUCUCCACGCCACGAAGCCAACGGAAGGUUCGGACAUUGAAAUGGGUUCUGGAAACACCCCCACGCCCGACGCCAUCAACCAAGACUCGACGAACAAAGCUGUGGCGGGCGAAGUUGUCACUUCCGAGUCCAGCAGCGACCACACACAAGCCGUCAUCGCCACCAGCAACCCCGAUGGUACUGAUGCCGAAGGUCACCUGGGCUGUUCGAUAUGUACCGAGGAUUUCAAUAAGGGAGAGGAAGUGCGUGUGUUGCCCUGUAACCACAAAUUCCAUCCUGACUGCGUUGACCCAUGGCUUUUGAACGUCAGCGGAACAUGUCCGCUGUGUCGGAUCGACCUCAGGCCACACACUCAAGACAUCGAGGGCGAGGAACGCAGAGGUUCCACCGCGACAGCGGAUCAGGAUGGCCAAUUCCCACCGCCGCUACCUCCUGCUGGGACUGCCGACGCCACCGGUAGUCCACAGAGGGGUGGACGAAGGGAAACUGUGGCCAAUCUCCGACAUCUCGCUUCCGGGUCUCGAGAAGAGCGCAUUGCGGCGUUGAGGCGGUUGCGGCAGGAGACGCUGAGGUCGAAUCGUCCAGAAAACGAUGAAGAGCGAUCCGGUCUUGCCAGGAGAUUCAGAGAACGAUUCCGAAUUCGAACAGAGAGGCGCGGGACGACGACGGAAUGA